AUGGCAACCAACGUCUCGGGCUGCAACGAGCAGAAUGACUUUUCCAAGCGCUUCUACGCCAUCGUGUACACGAUCAUCUUGAUCCCUGGACUGAUAGGGAACAUUUUGGCCCUCUGGGUGUUUUAUGGGUACAUGAAAGAAACGAAGCGGGCAGUCAUUUUUAUGAUCAACCUCGCCAUUGCAGAUUUGGCGCAAGUAUUGUCCUUGCCCUUGCGAAUUUUCUAUUACCUGUCAGAAAGCUGGCAUUUUGGAAACGGAGUCUGCAUGUUUUGCUUCUACCUUAAAUACGUCAACAUGUACGCCAGCAUCUACUUCUUAGUGUGCAUCAGCGUGAGGCGUUUUUUGUUCCUCAUGUACCCCUUUAAGUUCAACAACUGCAAGCGCAUCUACGACGUGUACAUCAGCGUCGCCGGGUGGAUCGUCGUCUGUGCGGGGUGCUUGCCUUUCCCCCUUCUACGACUGACAUCUAACGGGACGCAGAACAGCGACAAAUGCUUUGCGGAUCUUCCCGUCAUGGCCGUCGAUAGCACCGUCAGCAUCGCCAUGAUGGCCCUCGGCGAACUGUUUGGGUUUGUGACCCCUUUGCUGAUCAUUCUGUACUGUACGUGGAAGACGGCUUUAUCUCUAAGAGAAAACAAUUCCGUUUCCCAAGACCGUGGCGAGAAAAAGAAAGCGCUGAAGAUGAUCUUAACUUGCGCUGUGGUGUUUCUGAUUUGCUUCGCCCCUUACCACAUCAGCUUCCCUUUGGACUUCUUUGUGAAAGCCAAAAGAAUCGAAGACUGCCAGGCUCGAAAGGUGAUUUUGAUCUUCCACACCAUGGCCUUGAGUAUCGCCAGUCUGAAUUCUUGCCUGGAUCCGGUCAUUUAUUACUUUACGACCGAUGAGUUUCGAAGAAGACUUUCAGGGCAAGACUUGCAAGACAGCAUCCAGCUCCAUAACGCACACUAUGGGAAAACUAACGGCCCUACACAGAACAGUGCGACAGCAUGA
Messenger RNA from Sphaerodactylus townsendi, 990 nucleotides. It is a transcript of the gene GPR174, whose product is annotated as G protein-coupled receptor 174. Gene Ontology annotation, cellular component: membrane. Bases 1 to 990 code for a protein of 329 amino acids. Lineage: Eukaryota; Metazoa; Chordata; Lepidosauria; Squamata; Sphaerodactylidae. The record is from RefSeq and is a predicted model, not a curated record. Gene Ontology annotation, molecular function: G protein-coupled receptor activity. Gene Ontology annotation, biological process: positive regulation of Rho protein signal transduction; phospholipase C-activating G protein-coupled receptor signaling pathway. The transcript has a single exon.